Molecule: messenger RNA, 1920 nt
Organism: Sclerotinia sclerotiorum 1980 UF-70
Lineage: Eukaryota; Fungi; Ascomycota; Leotiomycetes; Helotiales; Sclerotiniaceae
Exons: 1
Coding region: 1-1920 (639 amino acids)
Molecular function (GO): nucleic acid binding; zinc ion binding
Source: RefSeq, a predicted model, not a curated record
AUGAAUAACCACAAUUUCAAUAACGGCCGCAAUGGCAACAGGUAUAACAGCAACAACAGCAACAGAUGGAACGACCGCCAGGGACGCAACCAGAACAAUAGUGGCUACAAUGAUGGCUACAAUGGUGGCCCCAAUUUCCCCCAACAUGGUGGAAAUGGCUGGGACCAAAACAUGCGUCCAAACUACUACUACAACGAUGAAAGUUGGUUUGGGAACCAUCGGAUGUAUGGUGAUUUUAGAGGCCCACCACAACAUGGUGAUUUUCGAGGCCCACCACAAUAUGGUGGAUACCCGCCCUCCAAUUAUGGAGAUUUUCAAGGUUCAAAUAAUCAAGAAGACUAUUAUCGAUUUGGACAGAACAAUGGCCCACCAAUGGGUUACGGUCUACGCUACUGGAACGAUAAUAGGGAGCAGUACUCGGGUCCUAAUCCGGAUGCCCAGUACUCAUCUAGUAAUGGCCCACCGAUGAAUCAAGGUGGUGGCAGACAGUCUCAGCAGGACAACAAGAGAACUCGUGAUAGCACGAACGAUGAUUCUGAACCAGCUGCCAAGAAACACAGUAACCUGCCAAAGAAGGAAACUACCUGCGGAAACUGCGAGGAAGUUGGGCAUCGUGUCAUCCACUGCAUUGGACCAGUCUCAGGUUCAGGGUUUAUCAUGGGAUGCGCAUUUUGCAAUAGUGGUGGCCACAUCAGCCAGGAGUGUGAGCUUUACGACAUCAUAAACGACGUAGACAAAUUGGCGAAAAUAUGCCUUGAAGACAGAGAAAACCUGCCACCAUUGGCCUGCACUAUAAACCCAUUGAGGCACAGACUCGCCGGCCCAGGGCAAAAGUACGAAGGCAGGGGUCUAUGGACUACGGAUACUGCCAUUGAAUACCAGCUGGCCAACCCCAAUUACUGGAAAGGUCACAAAUACAUGGAGGGCAAUAACCAAAAGGAGGUAAUCGGCACAGAACGGGACAAAAGAUGGUCAUUCAAGGCACAAAAUCCUGGCGGCAUGUCACGAUUGAAGAACCCUAAUGUCUGUGAUACGAUUAGACCAAUCAAAUUCCGCGCUGCUUGGAAACCCGCUCCAGUCAUACAAUCCAACCAGGGAGAGAAAGGCAGACGAGAUGAUCCAGGAAACAGUGGACGUCGAGGUCGAAGCCGGGGAAGAUCACGAAGCCGGAAAAGAGCACGAAGCCGGAAAAGAGCACGAAGCCGUGGAAUACCACGAAGCAGAGGAAGAAGAAAGUCAAGGAAUCGCGGAGAUGAGAGGAGCUGGAGCCCUCGAAAGUUGGUCAGAACCAUUGACACCGAUAGGACUCUAUCCGUCGCUGCCCCGCCAACUCUAGUAUGCACAAAUUUUAAGGACACUACGCAUAGCGAGGAAGAAUGCGCCGCUGCCUGCGGCUGCUGUGGUGAAGCUGGCCAUCAGCUAGACGAAUGCCCUGGAAUUCAACUCAAAUGCGUUUGUAAAACUACACCAGGCCAUCUCAUCUUCGACUGCAAGCUACCCUGCAAUGCACGCUUAUGCACAAACAACAAGGAAGAAUCCGGUCAUUAUUUGUUCAAUUGCCCGACCAAAUGCUGUUUCUGCGGUACUUUGGGGCACAGUGGGAAAAGCUGUCUUGAAGCAAGAAAUGGCUGCAAGGUGUGCAGAAGUCAUGACCAUGUCACAGCGAUGCACGCUGUCGGUGGAAAUGUCUUAAGCUUGCACUGCACCUUGAGGGGAUGCUCAAUGUUCGCAUGCAAGAAACAUUGCCAGAAAUGUGGCUUUAAAAACCACCACACAGAUAAGUGUGCGAACAAAGUUUCGAGAAAUGUGGUUAUUUGCCUGGGCAAACAUAGCUCGAGUUUGGGGAUUGCCCCUCACUGCGCUGAGUGUGAAUCCAAGCGGGAGGCGAAGAAAGCCAGGUUGGUGAAAAAAGAACCGUGA